CCGAAGAAUUCCAGAACAAUCCCGAAGUUAUCAGCCUCAAUGCUGACAUGAUUUGCCCAAAGUUUUAUCCAAAAACAUCAUUUUGUCCCCAGGAAAUUGGCUUGCCCUUGCAAAAAAAGAAGAAGAAGAAAAAAAGAAAAAAAAAGACCUUUGGACAUAGUGUAGGCGGGCAGCAAGUCCUAGAGUCAAGUCGCAAAGAAUCACAUCACGAAGUUGUUGCUUGGCCGUGAGGCCUGGCUUGAAUUCUUCAAAGAUGAUCUGCAGAAAGAACGUAAUGCGGGAUUAUAGGUACACUUGGAAUGGCAAAGAGAAACAUACACACUGGAAAACUUGGAGCAGGGCCAUGACCGGGACCGGCAAGGCAACUUUCGCCUUUGACCAAGGACAUCAAGUCUCAGUAAGCUUCUAUCGACAAUUGGGGCUUAGAGGUAACUGUUGGAAUUUCCAAGGAUGCAUAAAAAGUUGACCUCACCUGAACACCUCGUUUUGCUUCUUCUGUUCUCGUUGGCGCUCCUGAGCUGUGGGGAUAGGGGCAAGUUGAUAGUACACCCAACUUCCGCCGCAGAGGAUAUUGCUCGUGAAGAACCUCUCAACUACACAAGCCACACGAGCCUGGUGGAAGUUUGGUCUACGGGAGCUCCGGACCUGGGUCAUAAUGUUUACACAUGAUGUAAGAUACUGACUUGUCGCGUACCUUACCUACUACAGGUUCCAGGUCCCCAGUGGGAGAGCGAGCGAUAGGCCACGAGAGGGGUGGAUACAGGCAGGGCAGCUGUGGCCCUAGAUCCUUAGUCUAGAGGUUCGUUCCAUUGUCCUGCAGGAACGAAGAAAGUGGAAGAUGAAGAGAGACAGAGGGCGUCAUCACACGGUACACCUCUGUAUGGGCAUCACCUUGCUGUUGGUGAUCAUGGUCGGGUCGGUUCGGUUGCAGACGGCGGUAGUGUAGUGUAGUGUAGAGGUCGGCUCGUCCCUGACAAAAAAAGUGGCACUUUUAUGGUCAGUACAUGGGCGAUGAGCACAACAAAAGGUGCCACCUUUUUUGUCAAGGACGAGGUCGGAUAUCUGCUCGCGUGGUGAUGGUGGAUCUGACAAGGAUAGUCCCUGCCUUACCU
Molecule: messenger RNA, 1112 nt
Organism: Neurospora hispaniola
Lineage: Eukaryota; Fungi; Ascomycota; Sordariomycetes; Sordariales; Sordariaceae
Exons: 2
Coding region: 451-669 (72 amino acids)
Source: RefSeq, a predicted model, not a curated record